Messenger RNA from Lactuca virosa, 1027 nucleotides. NCBI's taxonomy places the organism in Eukaryota, Viridiplantae, Streptophyta, Magnoliopsida, Asterales, Asteraceae. The record is from the annotation of a GenBank genome assembly.
AUGAUUUCUACAAUUGCAAUUGGACUAAGGGCAACAAAUAGCCUUUUGGGUUCAUCCUAUUUUUACUCAGAUACAACUAAAAAGUUCUCCUGCACUGGUGAUCUUGGCUUCACAUUUCUCACUACCAAGAACACACCCACUGCAAAGAAACCAUCCAAAAUUCGGGCUGUUGACUCCGGCGGAUCUCGAAUCAGAAGCGUCAGUUAUUUGAAUGGAAAUAGUUCGCAGUACUUUCCAGACCUAAGCAACAUGACAGGCAUGGAACUAUUGAUAUUCAGAAGCUGUAGUCCAACUGCCAGAAUUCCAGAUUUUUUAUCACAAAUGUCAAAACUGAGGCAUCUAGACCUCGGUUUCAACAAUUUGGAGGUAGAUAUACCAAAUUUGAAAGAAGUAAAUCUGGAGAAAACGUACUUGACUGGCAAUUCCCUGAACGGAAGUAUUCCAGCAUGGAUCAAUGGUGGAGAUACUGCAUAAUGGAGCAGUAUGAUAGAAGACACAAUGACUCUAGGAGCCGAAGCCCUGGCGAGGAUGGACAAUCUGGGCGUUCGAUAAAAUCAAUGGCGAUCAACCUUUCAUCAAACCAGAAGCCAUAGAUGCAGAUGGCGGUUGCAAAUUUAAGGAUCUCACCUGGGAUUCCAAUAUCAAAAUUGAUCAGGAAGGAGUAGGUUGUUUUAAUCUGUUUAUCUUUACUUGAAAAUUUAUCCAAUUACUUGGAGCAAGGACCAUUGGUGUUGCUUAAUCGACUUCUCAAGUAACAAGUGAAGGAUUGCAUCUAAAGGCAUUGAAAAACUGUCUGAUGGUUUCUUAUUUAAUACAUCUUCAAAUAACCAAAAAAAAAAAGAAACCCGCAUCUAAUUCCAUCUAGUUUAAUCAAGUCAUAAAAAUAUACUAGUUCAUGUCAACUCAAAUUUGGUAUUAAUUUGUUGGAUUAAUAUCAUAAAAGUUCUAAGUUUUUAACGUGUAAUUGGAAAACAUUUUUUUAUUAUUGCUAUGAUCACAAUUUUCUCUCAAAAUUAUCAUUUUAGUC